Molecule: messenger RNA, 718 nt
Organism: Phlebotomus papatasi
Lineage: Eukaryota; Metazoa; Arthropoda; Insecta; Diptera; Psychodidae
Gene: CNPYb
Product: protein canopy homolog 4
Exons: 2
Coding region: 63-689 (208 amino acids)
Cellular component (GO): endomembrane system
Molecular function (GO): signaling receptor binding
Source: RefSeq, a predicted model, not a curated record
GAAGUGUUCGGAUAUAGGGAAAGAGUUGUUUUCAUUUUUCAACCUAACCAACAAAAGUGAAAAUGUUUUUCCGGGUAUUUUUAGUAAGUUUAUUAUUGUUUGGACACAUUUUGGCUGGGCCAGAAGAGAAGGAAGGAGUAAAAUAUGCGGACAAAUGUGAAGCUUGCAAGAUUCUAGCGACAGAACUCCAGGCACGUCUUACAGAAACUGGAAAAUCUCACGAUGUGAUAGAGAUUGGGUAUUCUGUGGAUGAUGUGAAGCCAAAGAAAAGAACAUCGUACAAGAGAAGUGAAUUGCGACUUCUGGAAUCACUGGAAAAUGUUUGCGAGAGGAUUCUGGAGUAUAAUAUCCACAAGGAACGAGAGGAUAGCACGAGAUUUGCCAAAGGGAUGUCACAGACCUUCAAGACUCUUCAUGGUCUAGUUGAUAAGGGAGUGAAAGUUGAUCUAGGCAUACCUCUUGAAUUAUGGGAUAAACCAUCGGCUGAAAUAACCAAUUUAAAAUCCCAAUGCGAGAGUCUUCUGGAAGAGUAUGAGGGUACCAUUGAAUCCUGGUAUUUUAAGCAUCAAGACAAUGUGCCACUAAUGCAGUAUCUGUGCGAGGAAAGGGCUCUAGUCGGACAGAAUCACAAAUGUCUGUAUGAAGUUACUCAGGAAAAGGGAGAUACCGGCCAGAAAGAUGAAUUGUGAUUUUAAAAUAAAAUUGACUGAUCCUUCAA